AUGAGCAGCAGCAACAGUAGCAGCAGCCACAGCACCAGCAAAGUGACAACAACAAAGGAACAGCAACAAAAGCAGCAACAGCAACAGCCGCAGCAACAGCAGUAACACCAGCAGCAGGAACAGCAGCAGCAGCAACAACAGCAGCAGCAACUGCAGCAGCACCAGCAGCAGCAACAGCAGCAGGACCAGCAGUAACAGCAGCAGCAGGAACAGCAGCAACAGCACCAACAGCAGCAACAGCAGCAGCACCAGCAGCAGCACCAGCAGCAGGAACAGAAGCAACAGCAGCAGCAGCAACAUCAGCAGCAGCAACAGCAGCAGCAACAGCAGCAGCAACAGCAACAGCAGCACAACAACAGCAACAGCAACAGCAACAGCAGCAACAGCAGCAGCACCAGAAGCACCAACACCAGCAGCAACAGCAAUAGCAGCCACAACACCAGCAGCAAUAGCAGCAACAGUAACAGCAGCAGCAGCAGCCACAGCGCCAGCAGCAAAAGCAGCAACAGCAACAGCAGCAGCAGCACCAACACUAGCAACAGCAGCAACAGAACCAGCAGCAACACCAGCAGCAAUAGCAGCAUGAACACCAGCAGCAGAAGCCACAGCACCAGCAGCAACAGCACCAGCUGCAACAGCACC
Molecule: messenger RNA, 642 nt
Organism: Carcharodon carcharias (great white shark)
Lineage: Eukaryota; Metazoa; Chordata; Chondrichthyes; Lamniformes; Lamnidae
Product: nuclear transcription factor Y subunit beta-like
Exons: 3
Source: RefSeq, a predicted model, not a curated record